UCGCCGCGUGCCGCGUAUCCUGUUAGUUUGGUACUUUCGUCACGCGCAACCGCCGAGCCGCGCCGCGUUCUCGUCAGUCGCGAGUUGACGCGGUGCCCUGUCGCCGCUUCUAAUUUACACAAUACUCUGUGUUUAAGCAUGUUUUGGCGCGAAAAUGCCGCCCAAAUUCAACUUGAGUGAGCUGACAAUCCACAAACUAAUACAAGAAAUAAAAAACCGCGAGUGUUUAUGGAACGCAGAGAACGAGGAUUACAAUGACAGAUUUCAAACGGCCUUAGCAUGGAAGGAGAUAUCUGAAACUUUGCAAUUGCCAGUCGAUUUAGUUAGAAUGAAAUGGAAGAAUCUACGUGAUUCAUAUAAAAAGGAGAUGAAGAAAAGCGGCGCGUCAUGUAUAGAAGAGUACAAUGGGAGAUGGCAGUAUAUGGAAGUGUUGAGUUUCAUUGACAAACCUGACAGCGAGACAAAUACGACCGAAAACCAGGAUGUAACGGACAACAGUAAUUUAACGGAUAACUUUGUGGACGUAAAGCCCAACAAUGAUGAAGAAGAUAGCGAAGACCCAGUGGCGGUACCAAAAAAACGGAGAAGAAGUUACGCGGAGGAAGAAUACGAUUUAAUGUUUCUGAAGUCUUUAGCGCCGUUCUUCAGGCGUUUGGAUCCUGUGAGGAAGUUAGUGCUGAGAAGUAAAAUGCAAGACUUGGUGAUAAAUGAGAUAGCGGCGCAAAAAUCUAGUAAUAAAUUGUAUAUGCUUUGA
Messenger RNA from Achroia grisella, 754 nucleotides. RefSeq lists its product as uncharacterized. The record is from RefSeq and is a predicted model, not a curated record. Gene Ontology annotation, molecular function: DNA binding. NCBI's taxonomy places the organism in Eukaryota, Metazoa, Arthropoda, Insecta, Lepidoptera, Pyralidae. The transcript is spliced from 2 exons. Gene Ontology annotation, cellular component: nucleus; transcription regulator complex. Gene Ontology annotation, biological process: regulation of transcription by RNA polymerase II. The coding region runs from base 155 to 754 and encodes 199 amino acids.